Molecule: messenger RNA, 2805 nt
Organism: Botrytis fragariae
Lineage: Eukaryota; Fungi; Ascomycota; Leotiomycetes; Helotiales; Sclerotiniaceae
Product: putative alpha methylacyl- protein
Exons: 7
Coding region: 1-2805 (934 amino acids)
Molecular function (GO): catalytic activity
Source: RefSeq, a predicted model, not a curated record
AUGUAUUCAGUACCAGAAGAGAGCAAAAAGGUUUUCCAACAAGGGAUCUUGGAAAAUCCCACAAUCAUUCCCAAUCUGCCAAAGGACUUUCAAGAUCAUGCCAAGAAGAUCAAAUUCGAAGGAGAGGAUGCUCCAACUAUACCAAUCAAUUGGCGAUUCGCUGAGAGUAUAUCUUCAAUCAAAGCUUUGGAAGCGACGGUACUUUUAUCGCUGUUGAAAAAGAAAUAUGAUGUGGAGCCGAAAGAAGUUAUCAUCAACACCGAUCAUGCACAACUUUUUAUCAUGUCUACUCUAUUGUGGGAAAUUAACCACGAAGGAACCAAGGUGACACUAUUCAAUGCCUCUGAUCCAAAUUCUGAGAAUGGAAAACUUCUUGCAAAAUGGUUCCCUUCAACCGAUAUUCACAGAUUACAAGGAACACAUCAUCGUGCCUCUUGUACAAACAUUUACAAGACAAAAGAUGCAAAGUACUUCCAUAUACAUGGAAGCAUGAAUCCAGAUCCUAGCUUGGAUAGUAUUGGACUACCCCAUGAAAUGGACCAGCCAAGCGUCGAAGCGUCUUGGAAUCCAUUCAUAGAGAAGAUAGGACAAAUAGAAUCGGAUGAUAUGCAAAGAAUAGCAUCAGAUGAGUACAAACAAGCAGGAACAAUUUGUUGGACAAAGGAAGAAUAUAAAAAUAGCGAGCAUGGCAAAGCUAAUGCUAACGCUGGAUUGUUUGAAAUCAGACAUCAUCCAAAUACGACCCAAGUUGCAGGUUGGUGGCCCGAAACAGAGCAAACAAGCCCAAAGCGACCUUUGGCUGGCUUGAAAAUCGUUGACAUCACCCGAGUCAUCGCAGCUCCAGCAAUCGCAAGGGGCUUAGCAGAAUUGGGUGCAAGUGUCAUGAGGAUCACUCCUCCGCAUCUCCAGGACUACUCUCAACUGCACUGUGAUCUGAAUUGGGGAAAAUGGAACACCCAUCUGGACUUCAGAAACAAGGGUGAUCUUGAGAAAGCCAAAGAAUUGAUCCGAGACGCAGAUGUUGUUGUUACUGGUUACAGACCGGGAGUCCUUGAUAAAUAUGGGCUCGGGAAUGAUGGCAUUCGCGAGCUAGUCAAAGGCAGAAGUCGAGGUAUUAUUAUCGCAAGAGAAAACUGUUACGGAUGGCAUGGUCCUUGGUCUUAUCGAAGUGGAUGGCAACAAAUUAGCGACGCAAACUGUGGUGUCUCUAUGGAAUUUGGUCGAGCCAUGGGUAACGAUGAGCCUGUUACACCUAUCUUACCAAACUCGGAUUACUGCGCUGGAGUUUCAGGUAUUGUUGGAAUUCUUCAAGCACUGAUACAGCGCUCAGAAACUGGCGGCUCCUACGAAAUGGAUGUGGCUCUAAACUACUAUUCUCAAUGGCUUGUCAACUCAUGUGGCAUGUAUCCACAAGAAGUCUGGGAAGAUCUAUGGUCAAGGAAUUGCAAACCUGUCUUUCGACACUAUCACAAUAUGAACUAUACAAUGCCCAGGCUAUUUCAGACGCUGAUAAAGUCAGGCACUGGCAAAACCAUUUUACGCGAUGAAUUCUUCGAAGAUAGAGAAACUAAAGCUGUCGGGGUAAAUAUCAAAACUGUAAAACCUAUUUUAAGGUUCCCAAACAAAGAAGUGGAAUUGAGGUAUAAUGUUGGUACCAGAACAAACGGUGUUGAUGCUGCGCAUUGGCCGGCCGAUCUGAUGACAGAAAUAGUAGUCACCGGUUCUGUUCAUAUCGAUCCCUUCUACACCCUCCCUUUAGGAAAAACUUUAAACCCCUCGGUCCCAGAAACCCUCCUAAAAGUCCAAGAAAGUGUCGAUCCUACCUUAUACUCUCUUCCGUCUCCCGUCUUUAUCUCGCGUAUCAUUUACCAGUCCCUCGACCAUACCGGAGACCCCGUUCCUGCCUCCGCCUCCCAAAUUGUCGCCCGGGCCCAUGGUACCUCCGGUAUAUUCUCUGAACGCGCUCCUUCUCAACUCCGAAAUUUACACCAGCACAUCCUCGCGCCCUAUGCUCCAAUUCUAUCCGGCUAUGCUGUGGUUGCCACUGAUUAUGCCGGCCUAGGUGUCUCCAAUUGCACUCAGCCACAGAACCAAUCGAUUAUUCACCACUAUCUCACCAAUCCUGCUGCUGCGAACGAUGUAAUAUAUUCGAUUAGCACGGCUCAUUCCACAUUUCCAUCCCUAGGAUCAGAGUCUGUAUCAAUUGGUCAUUUCCAAGGUGUAGAUGCAGUUUGGAUCAUUGCACAACAUAAUGCCAAGGAAAACAUCGAAGGGUACCUUGGAGGUGUUGCAAUCAGUCCUACAACAGAUAUUAGAAGUGAUUUUUAUCCUAUUGAAAAUGUCGUCUGGGCGGGAAUGAUGCUAGGGCUCGCUGCACUGAACACUCAUAGAGAAGUUGAGGGAGGUGGCACAGUAUAUGGGUGGAGAGACAAUGAAUGGGUUAUCAAAUAUAAUGAUUUGAUAAUGAAUGGAGCCAAGGAAAUUAGCGGACCGCUGUUGGUUAUCCAUGGGGAGAAGGACCCGCUCAUCGAUUCUACUCUUAUGGAUUAUCCUGAUUCUGAGUUGGAAUUCAUGAGACUACCUACUACGCACGACUCGGCUAUCACAGGAAGUCAGUGGAUAUGGAUGGAUUGGAUUAGAGAGAGAUUCGAGGGCAAAGUCAUAGAGAUGUGUGGCGAGAUGCACUCAGGAAAGGGGAAACUGAAUCGGGACAGAAGUAUUGUUUUGGAGAAACCGGAGGGGAACUGUGAGUUCGAGACUAACUGGUUCAUGGCACGCGCAACUGAGUCUUAUCAUAAAUUUUGA